GCGUGGAGGGGGGAGAGCGGGAGGUGUCUGACGUCGCGCCGUCAAGCGAGGAGCCGCCGCUGCCGCCGCUUUGCUUGCUUUUCCGUAGCUGCGCAGCGGCCUCCGGGCGAGAUGGAGAGCGCCAGCCAGGAUAUCAACCUUAACUCUCCCAACAAAGGUCUGCUGUCGGAUACAAUGACAGAUGUGCCUGUGGAUAACGCCAGCAGCGCCGCCGCCACGGCUGCUCCUCCUUCAAGGGCCUCGGCCUACAAUGGGCUCACUGAAGCUGAGGAAGACGAGCUGAGGGCUGAGCUGGCCAAGGUGGAAGAGGAAAUUGGCACCCUGCGCCAGGUAUUGGCUGCCAAAGAGAGGCACUGCGGAGAAUUGAAGAGAAAACUAGGAUUGACCCCCCUGGAUGGCCUGAAGCAAAACCUCUCCAAGAGCUGGCAUGAUGUCCAGGUCUCCAAUGCUUAUGUGAAAACCUCUGAGAAACUUGGAGAGUGGAAUGAGAAACUGACACAAUCGGACCUAUAUGUUUCGGCCAGCAGCACCCUGGACGACUGGAAUGAGAAAUUAACCCAAUCAGAAGCAUACAAGAAGACACAGGAAACGCUGUCACAGGCAGGACAGAAGACUUCAGCUGCCCUUUCCAAUGUGGGUUCUGUGAUCAGCAGGAAGUUUGGAGAUAUGAGGGCCCAUCCCUUCUCGCAUUCUUUUAGCAGCUACUCCAUUCGUCACUCGAUAAGUAUGCCAGCUAUGAGAAAUUCUGCAACAUUCAAGUCUUUUGAAGACCGAGUUGGCACCAUAAAGUCCAAGGUGGUGGGCGGCAGAGACAACGGCACUGAUGAGCUCCACUCCCCAUCAGCAUCUGGUGACAAGCCCUCCCAGGACAACGCACCUUUCUAAGUCUACGCCAGUGGUGCCCGACUGCCAGAGCCUCACCCCUUGUUCUUCCCAACAUGCAAGACGAAAGGAAAAGGGGCCCAGGCCCCACUCAGAAGAGAGAGAUCCAUACAUCAUAUGUAGACAUUUUUUGCUGCUGGGUUCUUCAGGUCCAAUAAAGUGAACACACCGUUUUUUGUACACUUAUAUAUUUUACACUAAAGGUUUCUAGAUGGAACACAUUGCUAUGCUGCCUUUUUUGGUAGAGCAUAAGUAAUGGGGAUUCUGCAAUUUUGGCCCAAGUUGCCCUUUGGGGCAUCAAAGUCCUGCGCUCUUUCUCCCACCCACCCCCAACCUCUUCUAAUGUGCGGGCAGAACGUUAUUUCUGUAUGUAAUGUAGAAAAAGUAGCUAUCGGAUGCACUAGCUGUACUGCACAGGGAGCCUUUCUGACUCUCGCUCCAUCUUCUGUUCUGCAUAGCUAGCUAGCUUUCAGCUGUUGUGGCUUCCUCUGCAGUUGGAAGCGCCGGGAAAGCUUUGGAAAUUUCCAUUUACGAUAUAUAACGGGGUUUUUUGGGGGGAGAUGAUAGAAAAUAUGUAGGACCUCUAUUUAGCAACUGCCUAGCUUUGCUACACUGAUUCUCUAGCUUUAAUGAAUCUCAGAAUCUUUAUUUUUUGGAAUGCAGUGGACUUUGGAGCAUACCAGCAUUUAGCGUCGUUCCUUAGGGGCCGUCUACCUUCGAAUGCUGAAGCUGGAACACGAGCCUUACAUCACCACCUGCUUUACUGGUUUAUAACCUUUUUGAUAUCUCAAAAACAUGGGGAAAAAUCUCUUCUUUUUUUGGUGGGGGAGGAAAGGGGAGGGGUUGAAGCACUGGAGUUCUGCAUCCUACCAUAGUAAUAGCAUGCGGAUGUGCUGGGUCUUGUGUUCAUUUCAGUGGUGCGUGACUUUGCACAUGCUUUUGGUCUCUCUCUCCUCUGAGUGUCUGGAACUUGCUUCUCUGCUUCUGGGGGUAGGCCUUUGUUUUUAGCAGCUUCUGGAGGCAGCUGCCUAUUUAAUCUGAUUAAAGAACAUGUUUUUUGGGGGUACAGGAGAUCCAUCCUUGGGGAUUCCUUCUCUCUCCCCCCCCCCCACGGAUUGGUUCUUCGGUCAGGAGCGUCCAUAAAUGUUUUGUGCGCUUAAUGUGGUGACAAAGAGGUCCAGCUCCAAUGCUUUUUGUUCGUAAGCCCUUGUCAAUCGGUCCUGGUCCCUGGCAGUGAUCAGUGUCUUGGCUCUAUUUUCCCUCAAUAACAAUUUUUGUGUGUGUGUGUAUGUGCUUAGGAGCACUACUGUUUUGUCCCCCACCCCCAAAAAAGCUGCAAACCUUCCACUGUCCUGACCUCUUAGUUCGAAGGCAGAGGUGCCUCUUAAAUUAUCUAAACCUUUCUGUGCCUUACAGGCUCAGUGGGGCUUCAGCAGUGCCCCAGGUACAUACGAUAAAGCUGUUUUGUGUCAAGGCAUUGGUGCCCCAGAAGGCUUCAAGCGCUUAUUUGCCCCCCCCUCCUCCCCAGUCCUCCGAGAAGCAAGUUGUGACACUUAAAUGCUGAUUGUAGAACUCUCUCCGUGUCCUGUGUUGCUGAUAGAUGACGACUACUGUGCAGACCUGGCACAAUAGGUGGAGAAAACCAUGCAGGAUGUGGGAAGUACAAUUUGCUGGAGUUUGUUCAAGGGUAAAGUAGCUUCCGGUGUCGGAAGGGGAAAGCGGUGUCAUUGAGGCAGGGAGCUGUUAGAACAGAGACGAAUCUGUUUCUCCGAUACAGGCGACUACUUGGGGGGGAAAGAAACUUUACCAAUAAAAUAUUCCUUUUGGAAAAGCAAA
Rhineura floridana is the source of this 2718-nucleotide messenger RNA. RefSeq names its product TPD52 like 2 (gene TPD52L2). The transcript has 10 exons. Lineage: Eukaryota; Metazoa; Chordata; Lepidosauria; Squamata; Rhineuridae. The coding region runs from base 112 to 885 and encodes 257 amino acids. The record is from RefSeq and is a predicted model, not a curated record. Gene Ontology annotation, cellular component: cytoplasm.